Messenger RNA from Camellia sinensis, 2935 nucleotides. RefSeq names its product Phox (PX) domain-containing protein. Gene Ontology annotation, biological process: protein transport. NCBI's taxonomy places the organism in Eukaryota, Viridiplantae, Streptophyta, Magnoliopsida, Ericales, Theaceae. The record is from RefSeq and is a predicted model, not a curated record. Gene Ontology annotation, molecular function: phosphatidylinositol binding.
GUCUCUCUCUCUCUCUCUAAAAGCAAGACACAUACGGAGGGAGAAGCGAAGCAGGUGACACCCGGGGGUUCCAUUUAACCACGUCCACUCUUCCUGAUCUUAUCGUGCGCCGCGCUAAACUUUUAACACUAGGCAACGCGACAAUAUACGAAGCUUGUACGGACUCCACCCGUCUUCUUCCCACCGAGUCUUCUUUGGUCUGACCGAUCCGAUCACCAAAACCCUAGAAUGCUUUCCUCCUCCUCCGAUUCUGCAGAUAGAAAGCCAGAAUCAAAUCAAACAUAGAGGAAACUUAGAGACUAAGACUUGACUUUUAGAGAGAGAAGAAGAAGAAGAAGAAGAGCGAUCAGAUGAUGCAGAGACAGAGCCCUCCGAAGCACCGACACGAUGGCACUUCGCCCUUGCCUUUGGGCAUGGAUUGGAGCCCUCCGCCUCGGAAAUGGAAUGGGCGGGACACCGUUUGGCCGCAUGAUUCUGGCACGGGAUGGAGUUACUGUGUCACAAUUCCUUCAUGGGUUGUCCGUCCGAAAACAAGAGAUUCAGAGCCUGUUGUGUUUUACAGGGUUCAGGUUGGCAUUCAAUCACCAGAAGGGAUUACAACUACACGAGGACUAUUAAGAAGAUAUAAUGAUUUUCUAAAGUUAUAUACUGUAUCUAAAAAGGCAUUUCCUAAGAAGAAUCUCCCGCCAGCUCCACCCAAGGGACUCUUGCGAAUAAAAAGCAGGGCAUUGUUGGAAGAGCGGCGGAGCUCUCUGGAGGAGUGGAUGACGAGGUUACUAUCUGACAUUGAUUUGUCAAGAAGUGUCGCGGUGGCAUCGUUCCUUGAACUAGAAGUUGCUGCAAGAACUUCAUUCCAAGAUGAAAACCAAAGCACUUCAGAAACAAAUGCUUCAGCAAAUAGCACAGCUUCUCCACUUCACGUUCAUCCUAAUUCAAGCCUCUCUGUCAUUGCUGGUAGUACAUCACUCACAUCAGAGAAUGGUAGUGAUACUCCUUAUGAAACAUCUGAAAUUGGAACACCAAGCCUAGGAAGGGAUAACAGUUCUGAAGGCGGUACAGAGGAUUUGUCAUUGGAUGAAGAUUUGACUAGUCCCAUAGAAAAGCUUGUGAAGUAUGGUAUGUCCAACAUUGACGAAGGCUUAUUUAUGGGACAGGCUAUUUUGGAACAGCUCGAAGGUUUACCUAGGCAUACAUUGCAUGCCAGAGAGAUUAACAAUGUCGUAGGGAAUAAUUUAGAUAAUGGAAAUGCUUCUAAAGCUGCUUAUCAUGCUGACAAUUGGAUUGAACAUUUCUCUGAACCAGAACAUGGUAAGGUAAUUGGUCAUGCUCGAAAGCUCUCCAAUGAAAGUGUUGGAAGCGACAUAAAUUCUUUAAGAGGUGGUGAAUUCUCAAAUUCAGGGUUUAAAAAUUCAUUUGUGGAGGGUCCCCUUGACCAUCUUGGAGGUCCUGAGAUUUCAAGAACCAUGGAAGGUCUUGGCAACACAGACUUUCAGUCAAGUGAUGUACAAUUAGUUCUUCCAGUGGAUCAACGCUACAAAAUGAACAGGGUUCUUAUGACCAUGCAGCGUAGACUGAUCACCGCUAAAACAGACAUGGAGGAUCUUAUAUCGAGAUUAAAUCAAGAAAUAACGGUGAAAGAUUAUCUUGCAACAAAGGUCAAGGAUUUGGAGGGGGAACUUGAAACCACUAAACAGAAAAGUAAAGAAAACCUUCAGCAAGCUAUUUUGAUUGAAAGACAGUUUCCAGUCACUCAAAUGCAGUGGGAUAUGGAGGAACUUCGGCGGAAGUCAUUUGAAAUGGAGUUAAAACUGAAGUCACAACAGGAUGAGAAGUUAGAUACAGAACCAACAAAUGUUUCUGUCACUCGGGAGAAAAGUUUGUUGCAAGAGUUGGAUGUGACCAAAAUGCAGCUUGACGAUUUAUUGAAACGACAUGAAGAGCUAGAAGUUAAAUCAAAAGCAGAUAUUAAAGUUCUUGUCAAAGAGGUUAAAUCUCUCAGAAGUUCUCAAGCAGAAUUAAAGAAGGAGCUUAGUCAAUCACAGAAGGAAAAAUCUGAGGCUGAGAGACUUCUUCAACUGGAGAAAAAAGAGUGUGGGAAACAUGCAAAAACUGCUAGGCAAAAGCUCCUUCAUGAAUGUGAGGUCCUUCGCAACAGGCUUCAGGAGUGCAGCAUUAAUUUCCUUGAUGAAAAUGGAGAUAGAUUAGUUGUGGAUUCCUCAUCAAUAUCAGAUGCCUUGGACCUCCUGGUCACAUCUGACAACCAAAUUGGCGUCCUCCUUGCAGAGGUGCAACUUUCAGCUCAAAAUGACUACAAAUUUUCAGAUGAUGAUCACAAGAUUGAUGACGAGACGAGGGCAGUAGAUGAUGAGUUGAGGAAUAUACUGAAAGAUAUCUUUAUUGAUAAUGCUAAAUUGAGAAAACAGGUCAACUCUGUACUCCGCUAUUCUCUCAAAAUGAACAUCUCAACUGAGAAAGAUGAUGACGAAGAUGGUCCGUCAGCAGAAAAUGUACAAAAUACAAAUGUAGAGAGAUGAAAAGGAGGGGAUGAUGAAUAUUGUAAAUUUUGUGAUAUAGAGGCACCCCUCAAAUCAAGGUUUAACAUUUUCGACUCAAAAAUAGUUUCAUCUCCCGAAGCACAUACAAAAUUUAAAUUUAGGGUAGACAGCCCCACAAAUCGCAUUGUAUUUUCCUUGUACAAUUGAGCUGAAUAACGAGGGCAAGUGGAAAACGAGAGUACCACCAAUGAAAUUAGAUGUUAUUUAUAACAUUCUCAGGUAUGAUCCAUUGGAUUGUAUUUUGUUAAGAAAUUAUAUGUGACCGGGUUGGUUAUACAUCAAUGUUAGAAGGUCCAUGGGAUUAUUGAAUUAUGCGUGGGCACUCCAGUAUAUUCGUUUCUGGUAAGGUCAAUUAAAUUAUAAUGUUUCAGUUUUGGUUC